This is a messenger RNA of Periophthalmus magnuspinnatus, 540 nucleotides long. RefSeq names its product atonal bHLH transcription factor 1c (gene atoh1c). Bases 1 to 540 code for a protein of 179 amino acids. Gene Ontology annotation, molecular function: protein dimerization activity. The record is from RefSeq and is a predicted model, not a curated record. The transcript has 2 exons. Lineage: Eukaryota; Metazoa; Chordata; Actinopteri; Gobiiformes; Gobiidae.
AUGCCUCUGAUCACCGCGGAUCCACAGGAGCAGAGAGGCGCACCCGGGCCAGAGCGCGUCAAACCCGGGCCAGAGCGCGUCAAACCCAGGCCAGAGCGCGUCAAACCCGGGCCAGAGCGCGUCAAACCCGGGCACGAGACCAGACAGGCCUCGCCUUCUGCGCACGCGGUGGUGGAGCUUCGACUCGGAGACGGAUCUCUGCACUACCUCUGCACACCGGACACAGGCGCCUUGGAGCGGGCGCAGAGGCGGAGGAGACUCGCCGCAAACGCCCGGGAGAGGAGGAGGAUGCUCGGCUUAAACGUGGCCUUUGACCGGCUCCGGAGCGUCAUCCCGAACCUGGAGAGCGACAAGAAGCUGUCCAAGUCCGAGACGCUGCAGAUGGCGCAGAUUUACAUCGCCACAUUGAGCGAGCUGCUCCAGGAGGGACCCCCGGGGCUCAGAGCGCACACGCCGGCCACAGCGCACCAUCACCCCGCUGAGCUCCUGGAGGAACGACACAGUGGGAACGCGUGGGAAAGAAGCAGCGGCAGCAAGUGA